UUCUCAACCUCUUUUACUUCUCUUUCGCAGAAGCCGUAACCGGUAUCUCUGCUUGGCUUAGACAAGCUCUCUGAGAUCGAGAUCGGGUGAGACUGUUUUAAAUUGCUAAUCAGGCGUAUCAUCAAUUAGAGAGUAAGAAAAUGGAAAGCUUAGUGGUAAGCAAUACAAGUGAGUUGAGAAUUGAUUCAAAAGUAGAAGAAGAAGGAAAAGAGAAGUUUGGUAUUGUUUCUUCUUCUUCUUUGGUGCUGAGAAAGAUUGAGUUCCAUCCAGCUAGAAAGCAAUUUAAUGGUUUCGCGAAUGGUAAUAAUAAUUACGGCAGCGAUUUUCGGAUUGAAACUCUAAACCCUGAUUCGGGUCGGAAACGGCUUCCUGGGUUGAACUUGAGUUCAUCUGUCAAGAAAGUUGACGGUUCGGAUUUUGUGGAGAAUGGACUGGAUCCGGAGCUUACUUUUGGUAUUACUUUCCGAAAAAUUGGGGCUGGUUUGGAAAAUCUCGGAAACACUUGUUUUCUCAAUUCGGUUUUGCAAUGUCUGACAUACACUGAGCCUUUGGCAGCGUAUUUACAGAGUGGCAAGCAUCAAACUUCUUGCCAUAUUGCUGGUUUUUGCGCAUUGUGUGCCAUCCAGAAACAUGUUAGCCGUGCUCUGCAAUCAACUGGGAGAUCACUGGUACCCAAGGAUCUUGUUUCCAAUUUGCGCUGCAUAUCUCGGAACUUCAGAAAUGCCAGACAGGAGGAUGCUCAUGAGUACAUGGUAAACUUGCUGGAAUCAAUGCAUAAAUGCUGCUUACCUUCAGGAGUACCAAGUGAAUCUCCUGCCGCUUAUGAAAAGAGUUUAGUUCACAAAAUCUUUGGCGGGCGCCUCCGUAGUCAGGUGGAAUGUCAACAAUGCUCAUACUGCUCCAACAAGUUUGAUCCAUUUUUAGAUUUAAGCCUUGAAAUAGUUAAGGCAGAUACUUUGCCAGUUGCACUUCGGAACUUCACUGCUGCAGAGCUAUUAGAUGGAGGAGAGAAGCAUUAUCAGUGCCAAAAAUGCAAGCAAAAAGUUAGAGCUAAGAAACGGCUAACUGUGCACAAUGCUCCAAAUGUGCUUACAAUCCAUUUAAAGCGCUUUCAUGCACAUGAUCCUGGACGGAAAGUUGACAAGAAAGUUUUGUUUGAUCAUUCGUUAGACAUGAAACCUUUUGUCAGCGGUUCCUAUGAAGGAGAUUUGAAAUAUAGUCUCUAUGGUGUUCUGGUGCAUUUUGGCCACAGUACCCAUUCUGGUCAUUAUGUAUGUUUCAUUCGCACAUCAAGUGGUAUAUGGCAUCUCCUCAAUGACAACGAGGUUCGUCCAGUUAGCGAGAAGGUUGUUCUAGACCAGAAGGCUUAUAUGUUAUUUUAUGUCCGUGAUAGAAAAGCUAAUGCUACAAAAAGGCCUGCCGAUGUGGUUCGAAAAGAAAAUGUGAAAGCAAGUAUCAGCAGUAACCUUCCAAAUUUGGUUUUAAAGCAAAUGUCAAAGGAACAUAUUGAUAAUGGUUUAAUUGGAAAUAGAUCAUUUGCUGCGAACUCCACUGCUUCUGUUAAUAAAAAAGAUGGACUAAAUUUCAGUACAUCAAAGGAGAUCCCUCAGAAGGAAGCAUUAGAUCGGCCAUCAUUUUCAGAAUGCUCAUUGAGAAAAACAAACUCUAUUGCAGAACCUUCUUCAAGUUCACCAUUGCCAGAGGACUCAUCAAAAGGAGUUACUCCAAACCCUGAUCUGAGAGAAUGCUUGUCACCUUCAGCUACAUCUAUGAACAGCAAACUUGACGCUGCUAAGUUGGAUAACACUAACAUCACAACUGGGGUUAAAGUGACUGGUUCUAAUAAGGCAUUUUCUAACUGUAAUGAGACCCAGAAUUGUCCUGUUGAAAAUCUGGUGACAAAUGAGUCCUCAGAAAAGAUUAAUCUCGUCAUAAAUAUGGGAGUUAAUGGUGCAGAAGAGAUGGUCCCAGGACUCUCUCAAUCUGAUUCUAGUGACAAAAUGUCAAACAGAAUCGUCUCUGUCAAAGUACCAAAUAAACCUACCUGUGGAAGCAUUCAGGGCGGAGAUUUCCCCCAUCAGAGCGCUGCUGGAAAUUCACAGAGAGAUCAAGGUGGUCAUAGUUGUCAACAUAUUGUGAAUGAGUUGGCUGAACCAUCAAUCCUGUCAAUUACACCAAAUCGGUGUCUGCAUAAGAAGGCUCCUGAUUGCACACCUCACAAAAAAUUUAAGAAGCUUUUGAGGCAUAGGAUUUCCAAUAUGCCUCUUGGCUUAAAAUUUUUCAGAGCAUCCUUAGGCCUGCGAAAAAGGAAGAAACACAAAAAGAGCAAGCGUGGCACUGUAGGGACCCAAAAUCUUAUAAAAGAACAGGUGAUGGAGGGUAACUGUUCAUUGUUAGAGGUUGGGCCCUCUACAUCCAAGAUGUCCAUGUCAGUUUCAUUAAUUUCAACAAAUUCUCAAAGGAAAAAGGCUAAAUCUAGUUCGAAGUGUAGAGAUGAUACCGGGAUGGAUAUUGUGGAUGAAGAAUUGAAGAGAUAUAACCAGAACAGUGAUGCAGCUCCAAUGGAUAAACAUAUAGAGAACUCUAUUUCAACAUCUGAAGUGAACCAACAUGAAGCAGUUCUACUUGAUUGUAGAGAAAGUAGGGGGGAAAAUAUGCCAGAGAAUGGGAAUAUGUGUAUACUCACACGAGGUCUGGAAGAGACAACUGUUGCAUGUUGGGAUGGGAUAGCGUUGCCUCAAUCACAAAUUGUGGAAUCGAGUAACGAGGAAAAUCUCCGCAUUGGUUAUGUGCCUGAUGAGUGGGAUGAAGAAUAUGAUCGAGGUAGGAGAAAGAAGGUGAGGCAGAAUAAGCAAGACUUUGGCGGGCCAAAUCUAUUCCAAGAAUAUGCAAGCAAAAAGACGCAAUUCAAGAAGGCGAAAAUGGACCAAUCCAGCUCUGGAAACAAACCUUUCAGGAUAUGAGCUUAAUCUGUAUCAAUUCGAAGCAACACGAUUCGUCGACAUGGUGUUAUAUUAUUAUCUAGCAGUUGCUGUGUUUACAAAAUUUUGUAAUUCUUGUUUAUUUUAUUUUUGGAAGGGUAAAAAUAUUGGGAGUGGGAAAUGGGAAGUGCUAAGACUUUGAUAUCUGUUAGAAGUCUCAGCUCAAAUAGAUUUCAUGUUGAGUAAUGUAAAACUAAUUAUCUCAUGUUGUUAAUGAAGGAACCUUUUUAUUAUGUAAAA
Messenger RNA from Ricinus communis (castor bean), 3221 nucleotides. RefSeq names its product ubiquitin carboxyl-terminal hydrolase 23. Gene Ontology annotation, molecular function: cysteine-type endopeptidase activity; cysteine-type deubiquitinase activity. Gene Ontology annotation, biological process: protein deubiquitination. Gene Ontology annotation, cellular component: cytosol; nucleus. Bases 141 to 2963 code for a protein of 940 amino acids. The record is from RefSeq and is a predicted model, not a curated record. The transcript has 11 exons. NCBI's taxonomy places the organism in Eukaryota, Viridiplantae, Streptophyta, Magnoliopsida, Malpighiales, Euphorbiaceae.